GGGUCAUUAUACGCUGCAGGACUGUGGACAAUUAGAUACAUAAUUUAUCAUUACUAGAUGUAAACAAAAUUGAAAAUAGUUGCAACUCUACGAGACGGCGUCGAGUAAGUGCGACAAAAAAUUAUGUCUAUUUAGUGCACAGUGCACGGACUACGAUCGAGUGAUGAUUGAAAAUAAAGGGUGAUGUGCAAGACGUUGGGUUGUCAUUAUGGACACCGAGUCUAUAAGGUCCAUGAGUGAGUACAGUUCCAAAUCCAAAUACAAAAGUCACUCACUAAAAUCUGGUACUAAUCAUAGAUCUAACAGUUAUAAAAACAACACUCGGACUGCUCGCAAAUAUUCUGAUAGCCUAAAUAAUCCGUACGAAACAGCUAUGGCACCGUACCAAACUACUGUGAUGUUAGACGAUACAAGAGAUGGACAAGAUGUUGUUGAAGUGCAAAUAUUACCUCAAGAUGAAAAUUGGGGUGAAAACACUACAGCGAUUACUGGUAACACUUCAGUGCAAUCUGGAUCGAUGGAAGAAAUGGGAGCCCUAUGGCCAGACACUGAGCAAAAAAGUGCUUUUCCAAUAUUGUGCCAUCGUUAUAUAGCUACUACAUUGACUGGACUUUUGUCUCUAGUCGCUUUUCUUAGCCCAUUAGCUAUGCUAGUUUUACCAAAAUUAGGUGUUUUUAGUCCUGCAGCUACAAAUCUUAGCCCUCAACAAAGAGAAACCCUAUUAAAUUGUGGCGCAGAAUGUAAAGGAGUGUUAGUUUCACUUGCAUUCAAAAUGUUUUUGUUAGCUGUGGCAUCAUGGGCAAUUUUCCUACGUCCCAUGAAAGCAACUAUGCCUCGUAUUCAUGUUUUUAGAGCAAUUGUCUUAGCAUUAGUAUCAAUUUGCUGUGGAAUUUUUUGGCUUUUCUAUGUAGUUCAAGUCACGGAGGGAGUACGAGCCACAGCUACAGGUGAAGAUUUGCUCGAGUAUCGUGCCUUGGUAUCCUAUUCGUCUUCCCUGUGUGAUUGUCUACUUUGUAUUCAUUAUGUUGCCAUAGUGCUCAUGGAAAUAAGACAUCUUCAGCCAGCUUUUUACAUCAAGGUUGUUAGGAGUCCUGAUGGUGAAAGCCGAUCAUAUCCUAUUGGUCAGUUAAGCAUUCAGCGAGCUGCUGUUUGGGUGCUUGAACGAUAUUAUACUGAAUUUUCCAUAUACAAUCCAUACUUAGAGCGUUUACCAGUUUCAAAGUCUAAAAAGAAUGCUUCCAGCUUUAAAUUUUAUGAUAUUGAGGGUAUUGGAAGUAACACACUCCAAAUGAGUCAAUCCAGAGGUACAAUGAAUGGUCAUGCUAGACGUCGUGACUCAAGUCAUAACGAACGAUUCUAUGAAGAACAUGACUAUGAGCGACGAGUAAAAAAGCGAAGAGCUAGGCUCUUAACAGCUGCCGAAGAAGCAUUCACCCAUGUUAAACGAUCUCAUCAUGAUCCUGGAGGUGGUUCUGCCAUGGAUCCAUAUGAAGCUGCUCAAGCCGUUUUUCCAACAAUUGCACGAUCUCUUCAAAAGUAUUUAAGAGUAACCAGGCAACAGCCGAGGCAUACUGUAGAAACCAUUUUGUCUCACCUAGCUUUAUGUUUAACUCAUGAUGCUUCACCAAAAGCAUUUUUGGAACCUUACUUAAGUGCAGCUCCUGUGUUACAAAAUGAGAAAGAACAAAAAUCACUUCAAUCCUGGUCAUUAAUUUGUAAUGAACUAUUGACCCGAGCACUCAAAGAUGGAACUGUGUUUCAACUACGCCAAAACGAUAUUUCACUUCUGUGUACAGUACAUAAGCUUCCCCAUUUCAGUAUUACUGAGGAAGUUAUCAAUCCAAAAUCAAAUAGAUUUGUUCUGAAGUUGAACUCUGAAACUUCUGUCUAAAUGUAUUAUUAUUUUCAAUAUGUAACUAUUAGUGACUUGACAGACCAAGAUCUUAUGUAUUUUCUAGUCUUCAAAUUUAAUUAAGUAAAAACUACUUAAUUUUUUAACAGUAUUCGGAGGUAUGUCUUAAAAAUAAGUGUACUAAUUUUUUUUUUUUAUAAAUGUAGAACAUAUUUAUAUAAAAUAAUAAGUUAUUUCAUAAAUGUGUGACUCUUUGGGGGUAGUUCCAUCUCUAAGAAUUUAAUUUUUGGGUAAAAACUCAUAAAUCAAGUCAAUAGGGGCAUAGUCAAAGUAGAAGUAUCCCUUCAAUAUCGCUUCAAAAACUUGGUAGUAAGUCCAUAAGCUGCUAUUAAAUUUUCAAACUUUUCAUAAUAUGCAGAUUUUUAAAUUUCACACAACAUUUUAUUGGGUAUUGUAGUACAAUAUUUCCGCACCGAUCAUGACGUGAUAUUUGCAUUCAUUUAUAUAGAUCGAUGACAUUCAUAUGCACAACACAUUUAGUGCACUUACUUUUGGGUCAUACCUCAUAUAUAACUAUUAUAGUAUUAAUGUGUUUUUUUAGAAGACUUCUUAUUAUCUGCUUAUUUUCAACAACUGACAUCAUUUAAUUUAUUAGUUAUCUAUCCUAUAUAUAUAUAAUUGAAUAUUAUCCUAUUGCAAAAUAACAGAUUGAUCUGCACUUUUCUCCUUGAUCUUGAUAAAUUAAUAAAAAUGACAUAAUUUAAUCUAGAUUUUCUUCCAUACUAUUUUAUUACAACCACAUAAUUUUUUAAAUAAAAUUACCAUUUUUUAAAUUGUAUAAAAACAUUUUUUUAUUAUUUCAAAAAGACUGUUAAAUAAAAGUAAAUUAUUUUUUCUAUUGAAAUACCAAUUGUAAUAUUUUAAAGCUCAAUUCAUCGGGGCCAUAUACCUAUUUUUUUUAUUACAAUAACAAUAUUGCCAUAAUGGUCCAAACUUUUAUUCCUUGCAAUGUGUCAAGAUAUUUUUAUCACAGUUUUAUGUUCAGUAUUAUUUUAUCUUAAAUUUUAUUACUAUUAUGUUUUAUACAUUGAAGUUAUGUAACUAAUUUAAAUUAGUUAUUUUUUUUUGUUUAUUAACUUUAUAUUUUAAAUUUAUAUUAUUUAUAUUAUUUUACUAGAGAUAAAAAUAUAUUAUUGUAUUUAAUUAGCCUACAUUUAGUACCUGUUUUAUAAAAUGAUUGUGGUACUCAAUAUUGUUUUUGGGCUGAAUGGGUCUCUAUACGCACAAAAAAUAUUCUAAAUUUAUUGAUAAGAUUAUUUUUACUCAAUGUAUGAAUUGUAAACCUAGUUAACUAAUGACAUUAUAAUAAAUACAUUUUUGUAGUGCAAUUUUUUUAUGAAUAUAUCAACAUUUGUUUUAUACCAAAUUAUAUUUUAGUUUUAAUUAUUAAGUCCCAAAUGUAAUGUAUGUGACAAUUAUGAACUAAAUAAAAACAUAUUAAUCUAACAUUAUAAAAUGUUAAUAU
This is a messenger RNA of Metopolophium dirhodum (rose-grain aphid), 3377 nucleotides long. RefSeq names its product vang-like protein 2 (gene Vang). The record is from RefSeq and is a predicted model, not a curated record. Gene Ontology annotation, biological process: multicellular organism development; Wnt signaling pathway, planar cell polarity pathway; establishment of planar polarity. The transcript has 9 exons. NCBI's taxonomy places the organism in Eukaryota, Metazoa, Arthropoda, Insecta, Hemiptera, Aphididae. Bases 209 to 1891 code for a protein of 560 amino acids. Gene Ontology annotation, cellular component: plasma membrane.